CGUGUUCUCCGAGGGAUAGUUACCGCUAGAACGACGAGAGUUACUGUUCUGCUUGUUUGGUGCGAUUCUUAAUCACGUAUGGAAUAAAAGUAAACAGUUUACUUACAGAGCAGUGAUUACAUCGCGUUUUAGUGUUUUUGAUGCAAUCGGACGUUCAUCCUUCCAGUUAACGGAAAUGUUCUCUCACCAGGACUACGUUCCCCAGAACUCUCCCCCUUACUACCAGGAAUCCAGCCCGCAGGCCUGGUGUCCGGAGCGCGCUGGCCACGGUCCGGUGGCUCGCCGCAACGAGCGGGAGAGAAAGCGAGUCCGACUGGUCAAUAUGGGAUUCGCCAAGUUGCGGCAGUACAUUCCCACGACGGGGAGACCGGGCAAGAGGCUCAGCAAGGUUGAAACCCUGAGAUCAGCCAUCGAUUACAUACGGCAACUGCGACAGAUCCUCCGACAACCCCCGGAGCCUUCCUACUACUACCCGCCUCAGCAGAGGCUGCCUCAGGACAUGGGCUACAGGUGCGAUUUCGGAUGCCCCUGCAAUGAUGGAAUACCCGAGUACAUGUUUGAAGACAGUACGGAAAUAAUUCUGCCCUAUGCACCUCAGGAUACGUACGUCAUGUAAAAAGUUCGAAGUCGGCGUUGAUCUACUUGUAGAAUUUGUGAAUAACUUUACAGGUGAUAAUGCAUAUGCAUACACAUACAUGUGGAAUUAUCUUCAACUACUUGACUCUGUUUUGUGAUAAGUGAACUCAUGGACAAAUGAGAGAUUAACUGUUGAUGAAACGCUAUUUACAAGGCUGGAAAAAGGGUCUGAUAUCUAAUAGGCAUGUUGCUAAUUGUGUAGAAAAAUAUUAUCAGUAGAUUCCUUAUUUUUUUUUUCUCCAAAUAACAAUGUAAUCUUUCUUGCUUUUAUAGUAUUAGAACUCUUUUAAUUAAAUAAUGUUGAUAAUAUGUAACAACUUGACGAUGUUAAAUGGAAUAUCUUUAUUAAAAAACAAAAACUUCCAUAUAGGAAAUUUCCAAUGGUGAUUUUCCCUUUUGUUUCAGAGUAAUUUAAAGAAAAGAAUAUUUUUUUACGAAAAAAUUAUUU
Molecule: messenger RNA, 1084 nt
Organism: Argiope bruennichi
Lineage: Eukaryota; Metazoa; Arthropoda; Arachnida; Araneae; Araneidae
Product: achaete-scute complex protein T8-like
Exons: 4
Coding region: 176-616 (146 amino acids)
Biological process (GO): regulation of transcription by RNA polymerase II; developmental process
Molecular function (GO): RNA polymerase II transcription regulatory region sequence-specific DNA binding; DNA-binding transcription factor activity, RNA polymerase II-specific; protein dimerization activity
Source: RefSeq, a predicted model, not a curated record